Messenger RNA from Ixodes scapularis (black-legged tick), 378 nucleotides. RefSeq lists its product as uncharacterized. The transcript has 4 exons. The record is from RefSeq and is a predicted model, not a curated record. NCBI's taxonomy places the organism in Eukaryota, Metazoa, Arthropoda, Arachnida, Ixodida, Ixodidae. Bases 1 to 378 code for a protein of 125 amino acids.
AUGAUCUCGACAAGAUUUUUGCUUGUGUUUGCGACGCUGGAGAUGGCAUGCAUUGCGGGGGGAAACACGGGUUUGCCGCAUGGCUGUAGACCAAUAUCCGGAGACAGCUUCAAAAACCGUGGUCAAACUACAACGGAGCGUCCGCCUAGUCUAGCAGAUACCCUUGGGAAGAUUUGCGAACUUCGUCUUCAUAAAUCUGAACAAAAUAUAACAUGCAUUGGAGAUGCAGGGGUAGGAGUACCAAACUGCACAAUGUGCUGUGCUUGUAGACUUAACGAUGGAAAUAUUCAGUAUAAUGCAACAAGUCUUCCAUACCAAUUUCCAUGCGGCCCUCACAAGAAAUGCAAUCUCAAGGGAGAGUGCGCCGUCAGCAAUUAA